ACUUCUCAUGGUUUAACUGCUGCAAUUUUUCAUGCUUACAACAAUCAUCAACAUUUACUCUUAACUCCUGAUGAUAUUUGGUUAACUAUAGCACAAGGAGUAAGUCAACAUAUUAAUUAUAAUGCAGAAAAAUUUCGUUAUCGUUUUGUUAAUCAUGAAGGUAAAAAAGAGAUUGGUGUUGUUAUUGAUGGAAUUUUGUUUCAAAAUAAUUCACGCCUUGAGGGAAAUUGGCCUGAAGUAGUAAAUAUGUUAGUUGUGAAAACUGAUCAAGCUGUAGAAAAAAUUGAUGUAAAAUCUCUUUUAGAAUGUGAUUUUUCUACAACAACGAAAAAUUCUCUUACUGCUAGUCGAAUCGUUCUUUUAGAUAUGCUUAAAGAAUAUUUUUCGUUUAAAUGUUAUGCUACUUGUGGAAUUCCUAAAGUUACUCUUGAAGGUACUUUAGAAGAUUGGUUAAAAUUACAAGAGAAAGUCGUUCAAUUACGUCAAUUAGACUUAGAUAUGGAUUUUUGGUUGGAUAGGUUGGACCCUGUUGUAUGGAAAUUGGUUGAAACCUAUAAAGGCAAUGUUGAUGAAGAAUUUUGGUCAAAAAUAAUUUCAAAACAAAGUUUUUUUUCUGGCCCAAGUAUUAUUACGGGAUGGGUGACGGCUCUUUAUCCAUAUAAAAUAGAUGGAACAAAAUUA
Molecule: messenger RNA, 681 nt
Organism: Rhizophagus irregularis DAOM 181602=DAOM 197198
Lineage: Eukaryota; Fungi; Glomeromycota; Glomeromycetes; Glomerales; Glomeraceae
Source: RefSeq, a predicted model, not a curated record